AACGAACCGGGUACGCCAACAAAAGGGUAGAAGCGUUCUCCAUAUGAAGCUGAGUGGAUGAGCAGCUGAACAAUGGCAAAGCUUCUCUCUCCUUCCUCCAAUUCUCUCUCUACGUUCAACCACCCACUCAUUUCCAGUCCUCCCUUCUUCAGGACCCAGACUGGGAUUAGUUCAAAUCAGAAGAAAUGUAGAUUACAUGAGAAAAUUAUAGCAUGUUCAUACUCUCCUUCAAAACCGAAUUCGCAAAAUGUGUCGUGCAGAAGGGAUUUGCUGCUCCUUGGCAUUUGUUCUUCAGUUGCUAUGAUUUUCCCGUCUUUAGCAUCUGGAGCGGAGGAAGAGUUGAAAACAGCUUCACUUGUUGAUGAUAUAAAUGCUUAUUCUUAUCUAUACCCGAUGGAAUUGCCUUCUAAAAAGUUUGUCUUCAAAUGGGUGGUAUCCAGAAAACCAGAACGUUAUUCAUCAGCUGCACCACUGUCCCCUGAUGCACGCCUGCGCAUUGUGUCUGAGCGUGUUGACAUUAUUGACAACCUCAUCAUUAGUGUCUCGAUUUGUGUUUUUAUUUCUUUGUUUCAGAUAGGUCCCCCCAAUUCACAGUUCCUAAAAUCAAUGGACAAAAGUACAUGGAGUCCCAGAGAUGUCGCUGAUUCUGUUUUAUCUGACAAAUCUGCUUUGCGAAUCACAUCAAGUCAACGCAUGGCUGAGAGUUCUGUUCUUGAUGCACAUUCUUCUGAAAUUGAUGGCAAGCCUUACUGGUACUAUGAAUACCUCAUUCGCAAAUCACCUACAAAAUCUGCUCAAGAAUCAAAUAAUUAUCGGCAUUAUAUCGGUUCAACUGCAGAACGAGAUGGUUAUUUGUACUCUCUGAAUGCUUCAACUCUAAAUAAGCAGUGGAAUACAAUGGGGCCCUUCUUGGAAAAGACCGUGUCUUCUUUCCGCCUUCUUCCACCCACUGUAGACUAUGUUCCUCCAUACAAGGAUCCCUGGAGAUUUUGGUGACAACUAUUUUUUAUUUUCUAAUUUAAUAGCUUUUCGUCAUUUGAUUUCCUCUGUCUCUCUUUCAAAUAUUAAAAAAUGUAAAAAUCAGGGACCCUGAGCACCAUUUCAUGUAACGUGACUUUGUUUCAAUUCUUAAUAGAAAUUUGAAUGUUAUUUUUUGUAUUUUA
This is a messenger RNA of Cornus florida, 1163 nucleotides long. RefSeq names its product psbP domain-containing protein 5, chloroplastic. Bases 73 to 996 code for a protein of 307 amino acids. The transcript has 11 exons. NCBI's taxonomy places the organism in Eukaryota, Viridiplantae, Streptophyta, Magnoliopsida, Cornales, Cornaceae. The record is from RefSeq and is a predicted model, not a curated record.